Messenger RNA from Sphaerulina musiva SO2202, 2295 nucleotides. RefSeq lists its product as uncharacterized. Gene Ontology annotation, cellular component: nucleus; Rpd3L-Expanded complex; Rpd3L complex. Gene Ontology annotation, biological process: regulation of DNA-templated transcription. Lineage: Eukaryota; Fungi; Ascomycota; Dothideomycetes; Mycosphaerellales; Mycosphaerellaceae. The transcript has 2 exons. The coding region runs from base 1 to 2079 and encodes 692 amino acids. The record is from RefSeq and is a predicted model, not a curated record.
AUGGCCACCGCCCUCUCGCACGCGUCGGUCGACGACCUGCGGUCGCUGAGCCGACAGCCUCCAUCAGACCCCGAUAUUCAGGCCACGCUCUCUGAUUUCCUCACAUAUACGGAGCACUUUCCAUCGCACCUCGCCCGCGCUUUGAACUUGGUCCAGGAGCAGAGGAACAAAGCCGAGAAGAACAUCGGAGCGGUCCACGGCGACACCACUGCCUACAGCAUCCUUCCAAGCAUCAAACAUGGCAGGCCCGAUCCGGUCCAGCUUCGAAAGGACAUCAGUCUGGCGCUAGAGGAGGCAGAGGGGGCCUGUCGCAUGUCAGUUGAAGAGGCAUUGCGAUUGGACCACGAAUGCCAACGCGAAGCCCAGCGCUUGGAUGUAGUGAACGAGAAGCUGAAGGCACAGCCAAAGCCUCCUUCGCGUGAUCCCACGCCGGAACAACAGGCGCUGACUUCACCUAAUCUCAAGCGUGAACGACGCAUGAGCUCGAGGGUAGACGACGGAAAGUCAGAAAAGCAGUCACGUCGAAUGCAGGACAAGGCGGCGAGCAAGCUACGAGGCAGGAAGGUCAUGGUACCCGGGGAAGUCUUACCCCCACCAGAUCCGAAUGCGCUCCUUGAGACGAUGUCAGAUUGGACCUCGCCUCGACCGUCUCCGUCAUUGCUAGAUGACCCGAUGGACCAGGACAUUAAGAAGACCACGCCACCUCGGGCGCCUCGCGCGCCAGGUCAGCCAGGCACGAAUGCUCACUCUGCAGUCGCUGGGAUUAGCACUUCAAACGCACUGCUGGCGCUGACGGAACCUCCAGCAGACGCAGCGAAAGGUAGCAAAUGGCUGCCAUGGAUUAAAUUGACGGAGUGGGAGAUGGCCAAGUUGAGGAAGCGCAUGAAGAAGAAUGCCAUCUGGGUACCGUCUCAGACCAUGGUGAGACGAGAACUCAAAAACCUUGGUCGCGGUCUUGUCGGCAAGGAGGCGGCGAGACAGCAAGCGGAAGCAAAUGGGACGAGUCUCAUAGAUGAGCACAACGAGGUCGACCCAACCAAGGUCAUGAUCAGUGGCGAAGAGACUGAUCAGAUCAAUGCCAUGCUUGGGCCACAAGUUUAUGCGGACGACGAUGAUGCCGAUGCAGAACUCAUCAAUCGUGGCAUGCGGCUCAACGAAGCGAAGAAGCUCAAGAAACAGCGCCUUCUAGAAGAACAAGCUUUGCAAGCACAGUUAGCGCGUGAGCAAGGCGUAGAAUAUCAUCCUGAGGGCAGCAAAUCCCUGCUGGGAUCUCCGGAGAACCAGAAAAAACGCAAAAGGGAGGCCACACCAGCAGUAGGCUCGUCAAAAAUUGCAAACCCGAAAUCACCUGAAGUCAAAGCGAAUCCAGUCAAACGACUGAAGCUCACUGGGCCUAGCAGUGCCCCUACGACUUCCAAGAUUCCUCUAGCUCCGGCUGGUGUUCCACCCUCCUCUAAGCCUGCCACAUCUAGCCGCAGCCGGCAAGCAGCUACGCCUCCAGCAACCAGGAGACCAACCAUCACCAUCAAAGUGGGAAAAGCGGUUUCAGAGGAGCCACCUAAUAGACGGCAAAGUCUACGCAGGAAUAGUAACGUCAGCUUGCCGAGCAAUAGCGUACCAUCUGCCAGCACUCCGACUUCGCCUAAGAGCACAGGGACGAGCAAAGAUGCCAUAACUAAAAGUGGCCGUAGGAGCAAACGUCCUCCACCUGGCGUCAUCACUAACAACGACAAUGACAGUGCGAAGGCGACCAUUUCGCAACGAAAGACAGCCCCGAAUAGAAAGCGAGGUCAAACGACGAAGACGGACUCGGCUGUGCCGCCAGAUCAGCCUGGCCUUGGUGCAGUAGAGGCACCGGAGGAGUAUAUCGAUCCGGAUGAGCCGCGCUACUGUAUCUGUGGCGAUGUAAGUUGGGGCACUAUGAUUGCGUGCGACAACGAGGCAGAUUGCGAGAAGGAAUGGUUUCACCUAGACUGCGUGCAGCUUACGGACCUUCCACCUCGACGGACUAAGUGGUAUUGUCCAGACUGCAGGAAGAAACUCAAGGUCGGACAGACGACAAAUGGCUUGGUGAAGUAGCGGCUGCUACAAAUGGCUUGGUGAAGUAGCGGCUGCUACAGAUAGCACUUCGUGCAUCUUGAUACAUGUAGGAUUUGAGCGAGGGAAAUCGUUGUACUCAAUUGUCAGAGUGCCGCAUAGACAUCUUGGACCGGCCAUAGAACGAGGAGAGCAUACAACGUUGUAGGGGGUAUAAUAGCAGCAGUAUGAGCAGGCCCCGCCCGCCGCCAUUUUCGG